Messenger RNA from Chelmon rostratus (copperband butterflyfish), 4710 nucleotides. Its product is annotated as solute carrier family 35 member E2A-like. Lineage: Eukaryota; Metazoa; Chordata; Actinopteri; Chaetodontiformes; Chaetodontidae. Gene Ontology annotation, cellular component: Golgi apparatus. The transcript has 9 exons. Gene Ontology annotation, molecular function: antiporter activity. The record is from RefSeq and is a predicted model, not a curated record. The coding region runs from base 475 to 1641 and encodes 388 amino acids.
CAUUGUUAGCAGCCACGUCUCAUAGUCAGGUGCACAGACAUGAGUAACCCAGAUAGAUAAGUGUAUGUUUGUGUGUAGUGGAUGCUAUCUCGUGUCUCACUCCCUCAUGCUGAGGAAUAUGGCUGACAGCUCGGCUGGCUCUUUAGCGUCCAUUCCUUUACAUCCCAUGUUGCCGCAAAUAAGAGCGGCUAGCUAACGUCAAUGUUCAACUUCCUCUUUUCAUAACACUCGCUGGCUGAGUUUACUGUUAUUUUUCAGGCUGAAUUGAAGCUUCCACAUUCAGAGACAGCUGCUGCAGGACAGGACACAUCAGGACUUGAGGCGCUGGCAGCGUUCACUGUAAGACUGAGAGACUGAUCUAUUGGCGGACCAAUCAGAAGAUGGACUGACACUCAGAAGUGUCAUUGACCCCACCUCACCUCCCUCUUAUUGCCCACCUGUUGGGCCCCUGGGGGCCCUCAGGCAGUGGGCGCGAUGCCAGGCGGCAGGCAGAGUGCCAGGCACCCGCUGUGGCGCCUCCUGUCACCGUUCCGCACCCGCCAGGAGCGGGUGGUGCUGGCCCGCAGCGAGAGCCUGCCGGGGGAGCAGGUGCUGAAGAUCACAGUCACAGAGACUACGGUGAUCGAGGCUGAGUCAGGGGUGUGGAACUGGCGCUCCAUGACCUACCUGGGCCUCUGGUACUUCUUCAGCUUCUGCACCCUGUUCCUCAACAAAUACAUCCUGUCACUGCUGGAGGGGGAGCCCAGCAUGCUGGGUGCCGUUCAGAUGCUCUCCACCACCGUCAUAGGCUGCCUAAAGAUGUUUGUGCCCUGUUGCCUGUACCAGCACAAGUCCAGAACUGAGUACCCGCCCAACUUCAUCAUGAUCAUGCUGUUUGUGGGGCUCAUGAGAUUCACCACAGUGGUUCUGGGCUUGGUGAGCCUCAAGAAUGUGGCGGUGUCCUUCGCAGAGACGGUGAAGAGCUCAGCACCCAUCUUCACUGUCAUCAUGUCCAGGCUGAUCCUCGGGGAGUACACAGGGCUGUGGGUGAACCUGUCCCUGUUCCCCGUCAUGGCUGGCCUGGCCCUCUGCACAGCCACAGAGAUCAGCUUCAACAUGCUCGGCUUCUCCGCCGCUCUCUCCACCAACAUCAUGGACUGUUUACAGAACGUAUUCUCCAAAAAACUGCUGAGUGGAGACACAUACAGGUUCAGCCCUCCUGAGCUGCAGUUUUAUACCAGUGCAGCAGCAGUCAUCAUGCUUAUACCUGCCUGGGUGUUCCUCCUGGACAUCCCACUGAUCGGGAAGAGCGGGCGGAGCUUCAGCCUCAGUCAAGACAUCAUCCUGUUGCUGCUUUUCGACGGCGGCCUGUUCCACCUGCAGAGCGUCACUGCCUACGCUCUCAUGGGACGGAUUUCCCCGGUUACCUUCAGUGUGGCCAGUACUGUCAAACACGCCCUGUCGGUCUGGCUGAGCAUCAUCGUGUUCAGUAACCAGAUCACCAUCCUCAGCGCCGGCGGCACGAUCCUCGUCUUCAUCGGGGUCUUCUUGUACAACAAGGCCAGGCAGAUCCAGAGGGAAACCCUGCAGGCCAUGGCUGCUGAGCAGAACCACAAACCACUACUGCAGGACCAGGACUUCCAAGCCGCUCAGUCUCACUGAGGACUCAGCACUUCAGACUCAAACGCUACCUGAAACAGGAUCAAGGUAUUAGGACCUGUGGCUGUCAAAACAGGAUGACUGGAUGUUUGUUAGUUCUUCACCAUGCACACAUUCCAGUUAAAGAGAACACACCCAUGUUUUUGUUUUGUCCCACUUCUUGCCACUGUUGUCUUAAAGUUUAAAGAAGACUCAGCUGACUGGCUUGGUAAAGGUCAGUCUCCUGUGGAGCAGUAUGUACUGUGCAGUAUUCCUUGUCCCUAACCUGACCACUUACACUUCAGUCAUCCUCGAUCCUUGGCUUCGUUGAAUAUCGGUCAGUAAAAGGAGAAGCUCAGGGUGUCCUUCAGCUUUUUGAAGGUAGUGACUUCUGUAAGCUUUUUAACUUACAUUUGCAUUCCAGUGUACUGGUUUAUCUCUCAUCUGUGGUACAGCAGCUGCUGCAUUUAUGCGAUUGUGAAUAUCUGUAAAGCAUUGAAGCUGUAAGGUUUUAAUUUUGUGGUGGUGUAACCUACACUGUAUGAUACAAUGUAAAAAUUAUCUUGAUUGCAUCUGAACAUAAGAUGUGAAUGGGGCACCAGUGCCUGAGAUGGGAGACUGAUCCAGCCAAAGCUUAGACGGGCCAUUUGACACAUUUUUGAAAGGAUGCGUGGAACAUCUGAAAGCCACAUACUGCAUUCUAGGAAUGCUCAUCGUCUAUUGUGAAGUGUAGCAAACGUAUGUCUGGGGUUUCUGAAAUUUCUUUGUGUUUUUCUUUAUGAACUGAUGCUGGUAUAGCAGCCCUGGCAACAGAAGAGGGGCCUUAGAGAAUGGAUGGAUGGAUGGAGGAGCUGCUGCUGCAUGUUGCACAUUCAUAAUCUUUAAGAUAAACGUUUAUUACAACUUGGUUUUAAUUUUUGUAACUGGGCUGAUGAUCACACACGGCCAAUUUUAGAAGGCAAACUGUCUGAAAACAUCCACGACAGUUUACAAACCAACUUCCUGGUUCAUCUUUGACCUGCCGUACUUACUGUACUGUAGUUGAUUGCACUCAGUUUCCCUGUGCAGUGGGGGGGAUUAUUAGCAGCCCCUGCUCACUCAUCGUGUAAAUCUCUGGUGAUUGCAUUGUUAUCAUAGACAGCAGAGCCAAUGGCCCAAACAACAAAAGACAAACCCAACUUGUAAUAAACCAGUUUUCCUUUAAUCAAAAAAGCCUUAUGGCACAUGGAUCAAACUCCUGUUAGUGUACACUGGUAGGUUUCAAUGUUAAACCUUUACCACUGGUGAAAGAGUCAUCUCUGUGAGCCAUCCUGUGGGUGUAGCUGCUUUUAAACCAGCUGUUUGUGAUCAGAGCAAUGACGACACAUUCACGUGCAAUAAGCUCCUUUUCUUUCCUCAUUGAGUAUCAUCUCGGCUUCUGUGGUGAACAUGAAGCUUCUUCCACAGAUGCCUUCCUGUCAUAGUUGACAUAUUGCCAAAAACAGCUCAAAGGUGCCAAUAAUCUGACAUGCGCGUGAAUCUGACUCUCAGCGCACGGCUUCAGCCACACGGCCUCUGCUCCAGUAUGGGUCAUGGCUUCUCAGUUUUCCUGAGGUUAGUGAUGAACAGUCCAUUAGGUGUCUGAUAGCAGUAGUCAGUGUUAAUCAUUGUCAGUGUGACAGUUAAAGGUAUACUAACAAAACAACAUACAGACUCAUAGCACAGUACUCUCUCUCACUCUCAUCACUAAUGACCCACUAGGAGUGUGAGGUGGUGUGUUUAUCUGCAGACUCUGCCCUCCGCCUGUAUUUUCUCUUGUUGCUGUGUUCAGGAGGUUUUGGGCUGCAGCCUUUGGGCAGUGGGUGUGCAGCCCCCAGCCAAUAACGGCGCACAGGUGAGGUCGUGACUUCAUAACAAUUAGCGACCAGGUGCCUGAUUGUAAGCAGCGUGCACCAAAGAGGACGCUCUGAAGAUGUCUCACAGUAUAGAAAACUUUACUUUCACAGACAAUCCCUGCAUAGUCUGCCUUUUUUAACCUUUAUUAGUGAUUCUCUUUUUUUGCUGCCUUUUUUGUGCCUCAAGAAGCAGGUUUUGUUUUCUGACAUGUUGUGUCCACACUUACGCAUCUGUUUUGAAUUUGACCAUAAGGGUUGUCUGAGUUGAACACAUUUUCCUUUGUAUUUGCAUUAUAAACAUGCUCAUUCUUCCUGGUUAUUUCCUGACAUUGUUUGAGGAUUUAGUUCUCAGUAAAGUGCUUAUAAAAAAAAAACAAAACAGGUGUGGGUUUAAAUUUAGUAUUGAUACCCUACUAAUACAUCUUUAAUCUUCCAAAUGAAGUCUUUGGAAUACUGCUUCAAGAGCCAUGCAACAACAUGCAGAGUCUUUAUGUGUUUUUGUAUCAUUAGAGGUUCAUAAGUGAAAGUGUUCAGAUAGAAAAGAGCAGCUGUGACCUGCGCAUCUGGGAGCAAAUCAGAGGUGUAAAAAUGUUCCCCAAUGUGACUCUUUUGUGAGGAUGUACUGAUGAUUGAUGGACGCUGUGCAGAAAAUUAAAGUAUUUUCUCUUCAGCACUUUGUGUACACAGUGAGUUUAUCAGAACUGGACUGAUGUUUGACAUUGCACGCAACAACUGUGUGAAACACUACAUGGAUGAAACGUGGAUGCUGUCAGUGAAAAGCAGAUUAAAACUGCUCACAGCUUCGAUCUCAAAGCAACAGACACAGGAUCUCAUUUCUAGGAUGAACAGACGUACAAAAGGUACCAGAGUUACAGAGAAGACAGAAGCAGCAGCAGAUUGAAAUGACACAGACUGAUAAUUCACAAUGAGUUCAUUCUAAAGAUGUGGAGAUUUUUACCCAUUUUUGAAUUCCAAAGUGCACACACAGUAAUAUUCCACCCAUUUUGUAUACACUCAGUUUGUUUAUAUGUUGUCUUCAGGUACAAUAUCUAGGGGGUCUUUUAUUAGAAUGACUCAUCAUUCUAAUAACAGAAUGAAAUCUACACUUUUAUAUUCUUAUAUGUAGUGUUUAUUAGGAAAUCACUUUGUGUGCCCAACUGAUACACUGCUUUGAAAUAAAAAAAACCCACAGCGUAAACAAUAUGAAUGUAUGCAAUAA